UGUGAGAGGCUGCUGGCCAGUUUGUUUACCUUGGUGGAGGGAGGCAGAUAACUGUGGCCUCCAGGACCCUCCAGUACCCUCCAGGACCUGGCCUCCACCCUCCACACACACCCCGGGGACCUCUGUCAUGUGACGCCACACCUCACACCACUAUGUCCAAAGAGGAUGACGACGGCUGGAGGGAGAGACUUGGAAUAGACUUCCAAAUAGAGCUGUCGGACUCUGACAUCGAGGAGGAAGUGUCAAGCCCCAGCAAGGUCGUGGCCAAGAGGACCUCCUCCUCCAGUUUCAAAAGAAACAGUAGCACCAGUGAUGAAUUGGUUGCACAAGAAGAUGUCGAAAGACUUGAGAGCUUUGAUUCCUUCACACAGGAAGAGGAGGAGUUGGCACAUUACUUAAAAGAAUUUGGGAAAACCCCCCCACGCACUGCCCGACAAAGGCGUCAGAAGGAGAGGGAUGCGUAUUGUUCACAAGCCAAAGAAGCAGCAAAAACAAUAAAAGCAACUUUGAAACGUCGCAACACUGCGGAGAGAUUUCUUUCUCUCCCUGGCUUCUCGGAUCAUGUAAUACCUGAAAAUGCCCCUGAAAGAACACGACAACAGUAUCGAGAACGUAAGCGUUCUAUGGACCGAGUGCGUUCUCAAGACAGGGAGCAUAAACAGUCAACUUUAGAAAAUCUGACAAAUUUAAUGAACAAUCUCACGACCUCGGAUUCUGAUGAACGAUGUGAGAGUCUUCCGCCUUUGUCACCAGCAGUUAAGGUUACAACAUGCCUAAAUACUGUGGAUUGCUGUCAGACUGUUUCUGGUCACGUGGUUGAGUAUACUGUGGUGUCCACUCUUCGUUUAAAGGUUGAUUCAAGAUCACGGUACAUGAGUGUGUCUUGCCGAAAAUGUGAAGAUGGGAUUGAAUCUGAUCAAACUGAUAAACGUAAAAUCUCUACUGCGGAAUUACCUCAAGAUCGUGUUCAAUACUUCGCUCAUUUACAGAGUCUAGUCAAACCUGGCACUCAGGAAAUUGUAUUUAACCAGCGUCAGCAGAGCGAGGAAGAGGUGCUCUACCAACAGGAACUGUACGAGAUGCUAUGGUUGGAACUUCAAGCAUGGCAAGCUGGCUUAGAUUCCAACACUUUUGAUACCCAGUUGAUUUCCCAAAGACAUGAGGUUUAUGGUGUAAUACAGGAAGUUUUAAAUUUCAACUUUGACUUCAAUAAAAAAAAGAAACAUCUUGAAGAUGCUGAAGUCCAGUCUGAAAUGAAAAUAACCUCUGUUGAUGAACUGGUGAGUACAGGAGAUCUGAGGAUCGGGGGAGUUGCUGUACUGACUCAUGUGGCAGCUGAUGGCGUUGGUGCUAGUAGAGUGGCAGGGGAGGAAGAUGAUUGUAGUGGCUGUCUCUCCAUUUGGUGUAAGGGAUGUCUGGAGAAACAAACCGAGGGCCUUGUUCAAGUUGCUGCAGUGCUAAAGAAACUUGACUAUGUAGAGUCUCUCUUCCCAUCUACAAAGAAAUUAGCUCUGCAUUUUCCAGAAUGGGAACAGCCAGAAUUUGUAAAUAGAUACAAGGCUUUGUGUGUAUGGUACAAUACAAGUGUUCAGUUAAGAAUGAAAAUUGAGGUCCUCGGGAAGCUCCUUGGAAACAUGACCAAUACCCUCAUACCGUGGCCCACAUUUAGUACCUCCUUUACUGGUGCAAUAACUCCAACAUCCAGUUAUGACUCUGGAGCACCAUUAGCAACUCCAUAUGAGGAAUCGGUGCAAGAAACAGAAACGUGCAUUUCCAAGUCGGCAUCCUCUGUUCGAUUUGUCGUAGACUGUGAUAAGUCUGAUGCGAGCUCUAACCCAUCUGACUCAAAUAACUCGACGGACUCAGGACACACAACUACUAGCACCAACAGUGGCUUUCUGCUGCCUCCUGGCCAUUCAUCUGCUCCUCCAGCUGGUGGACUCCGUCGUUGCCUUAGUGAUAUCUUCAUGGAAGCCAAUCCUUACAGGAAGUAUGUUGAGAAACUUUUAAGAAAUAAAGGCAUGAAGAAGACUUUUGAUAAAGUGGCCGAGGUGAUCCGUGAUGUAAUGUCUCGUACUAUGUGCAUCCUGGAUGAACCUCACAGAACACAAAGGAAUGGAAAAUUACAAAGGCCCACCAGGUCACGUACAGGUGGCACCACUGACACCACAACAAAGUCUUCCAGCCCAAUCUCGCAUUUUGUCCUGACGUCUUGCAGGUAUGGAUCUGAUGUACCUUCAGUUGCAUUGGCUGUGACCUUGCAAGAGCUAAACAAAUAUGGCCCUUGGACUUCCAAAUUUGAUACUAUGAAGCUCCCUCCCUUUUAUUCAAUGUUCAUAUUCUUGGCUGCUGUUUCACUCCAAAUGAUGAGAGAGUGUCUUAAGCUGAGACUGGAACAAAUGCCUGAGAAACCUUCUAGACUUAGUAUUAAGGAACUUAUGAGAGAGUACAAAGAGGGUGUGAAGUUUGCUGUAUUGGUGAGGCAGAAGUAUUUGCGGUCAUGCCAAGCUCUUUUCAUUCACCUCACCCCAGAGCUGCGAGAUAACUUGGAACAAAGACAGAAUCAAGCCAUAGAAGAACUUGAUGCCAACAUUAAGAGAAUGUUAGAAGUGUAUUUAGAAUGGCUGGAUCAGUUUGUGUGUAUGUUGCACCGAGAACCUCAUGCAUCGAGUUUGCAGCGCAAUUUUCUCCAAGAAGAAUGGCGCUUUGUUCAAGCUACAUGUCCCCACGUUACUGAGGGAGACAGCUUGGCGGCAACACGUUUCUGUAACAUUGCAUGUCACAUGCUUUGUAGUGUUGGGGACUUUAUUGACACUGGAAUAGAUGAUCAGAUGGCAGCCAUGCAAGAUUCCACGUUGGAGAACCUUGAUGACUUGAGUGAAGAUGAAGAUAUGGAACAAGAUGAUAUUCAGAAAAAAAGACUUUUGCAGAGAUGCAGAGCAUUGCAGGUGCUGCUUGCAGAGACUCGUGAACGAUCAUUACGAGCGGCUGGACUGGCCAAAAUGCUGCGGAAGGACCUAGAAGUUGCUUCAGAAUUUUGCCUCUGUGGGGAACCACCAGCUGUGUUGGGCAGGCUGCGAGAAACUGGACACAUUCGUGUCAUAGCUCCCCAUAGUCUAAACCAUUUAAUAUUUGUACCAGGGCGCAUUAAAGACAAGAGAGAAUACAUAUGGCACUUACUGGACAUGCGGGUUGGUGGUAUAGGAGUCGAGCACGAAGAUGGUGAUGAACGGGGUUACCUGUAUAUGGUUUUGAUAAAAUGUGAUGAAUACGACACCUUAUCAAAGUUGUGGAAUGGAGAUAUCAUUGAGAUUGAGCCAACAGCUGACUGCACCAUUACGCUUUCAAGAGUUAUGGUGACAAGUUUGCUGCUGAUUGUAUCAACCGGCACAAUGUUAGUACCGGUGCGCCGAGAGUUCCAGCGAUCUAUGGGUGGUACUGUGGCCCUAAUACAUGAGCAGACUGCUCCUAACAAAGCUGUUACACAUUCUAUUGAUGAACUCAAGAAUGAAGCACUAGAACUUUGCGAGAGUCUCCUGAAGAACAUUAAGCAGGUGGAGAGCAUGACAGAUCUAGAGUUAGUCACCCCUAAUGUAGAAGAGACAGAGCGUCGUCAGCUCCGACUUGUUACUCGUGACGUUGUUCAUCAGUAUUAUAUGUUUGGAUUUGAGUAUCACAAAGAAGUUACGAGAUUAGUCACGGGUGAACACCGAGCUCGUGUUGCUCCACUGUUAGUCAGUCUGGCACGUAUGUGGAUGAAUUUUGUCCAGUUCCAUUAUUCACGCGGAAAAGGCAGUAGACCACGCUGGGCAAAUCCUGGAUUGGAGUUCAUUGUGUUUGUUUGUGAUCCGCAUAAUACAAAACAUUUAGAGGAAAGCAACUUUCAGCAACUUGUAAUGGAAAUUGAAAGCUGUCGUGAGUAUAUCAUUGGCACGGCUCCAGAUGUGAAACCACCAGGGACUCCUCUAACCCCAGUUCUGCCCAGACACUUCAGGUCUUCUUCCUCAUCAUCCUCAGUCCACAUACCACCUGAGAGAUCCUUUUCCACACAGUCCUCCAUGAGCGAUUAUUCUCCUGUAAUAAACCCAACGGAGAGUCCCUUCUUAAGAAGAAACACAAGACGCAGCCAGCAGAGUGCAGAAAAACCAGUUGACCAGAAAGAUGGCAAUAGUUCACAUGCUGGAGAAAAACCAAUAGAAAGGGUGCGAAGGAUAAUUGCUACAAUGGAUUUUGAAAUUGAAGAGUCCCUUCGUGACGAUAAAGUUAUUGGAAAAGUUUCCAAUACUCAUCGAGACAAGAUUCAUUUUAAGCCUCGGAGUGUUAGUUUCUCAUGGCAGAGAGGUUUCAAAAUUGGUGCUGGACGGUUUGGAAAAGUGUACACAGCAGUAAACAACAAUACAGGAGAUCUGAUGGCCAUGAAGGUCCUUCCCUUACAGCCCAACGAUCACCGUUCCAUACUACGUGUUGCUGAUGAGCUACGCAUCUUUGAGGGUAUUCAACACCCACAUCUCGUCCAAUGUUAUGGUGUUGAAAUCCACAAUGAUGAAAUGUUGAUGUUCAUGGAAUACUGUGAUGAAGGCACCCUUGAGAGUCUAGCUACAAGUACAGAAACUGGUCUUCCUGAGGAGAGUGUGCGGAAAUAUACUAGGCAGCUGUUGGAGGCAGUGAAUGCAUUACAUGAGAAGGGAAUUGUCCAUAGAGAUAUCAAAGGUGCAAAUAUCUUCCUUUCUGAAGAAGGAAAUACUUUAAAACUUGGAGAUUUUGGAUGUGCUGUCAGACUGCGUGGACAUCAGACAGAAAUAGGAGAACUGGCAGGAAUAGCUGGCACACAUGCUUACAUGGCCCCAGAAAUUUUCCAGUCGAGUGAAGGGCACGGUCGAGCGGCAGAUGUUUGGUCUGUCGGGUGUGUUGUUAUUGAGAUGGCAACUGGCAAAAGACCAUGGCCAGAGUAUGACAGCAGUGUGCAGAUAAUGUUCCGUGUUGGUAUGGGAGAAUCCCCGACCAUACCUAAACAACUCUCAGAAGAAGGUCAUGAGUUCCUAGCUGGGUGUUUUGUCCACGACCCAAAAUCUCGGUCAACAGUUGCACAGCUGCUCGACCACACAUUUGUAAAGGUGGAUACUGGAGAGGAAUGCUCAUCUCUCUCUCUCUUCUCCCAUACACCAUUUGUGCCUUAUAUGAAGCUUCUUUCAAAUACUUGAUUCAGUUUGGGGGUUGUAGCAAUAAUUCAAAUAUUGAUGUGAUAUAGAUGUCUCAGUGAAGAUACCUGGGGUAGCUGUAUGUUUGCAUACACAUUUAUUCUUACUCUUAACUUUAAAAACAUUUGGAAGAUUUAUUUUCCACAAGUCGGGUUUUACAUGUACAUAUUACAUGUAUAUAUUAUAUUACAGAAUUAGUAUUAUGGGGUAUACAUCGUAGUUCAUUUGGAGAGUAACUGCAAUUAUGGGUUUCCUUGUACUUGUAGCAUUAAGGACAAAUCUAAGACCUAUAGUACUGUGUACAGUACUAAUUAUAUUGUUUCAAACAAAUUUCAUAAACUGAAAAUAUGUAAGUGCAUUCAUAUUGUUCUAAUGAUAAUAUAGUACUUGACUAUGUAUAAUACUAUAGUUUUUAAAAUAAACUGAGUAAAACUGAAA
Molecule: messenger RNA, 5636 nt
Organism: Procambarus clarkii (red swamp crayfish)
Lineage: Eukaryota; Metazoa; Arthropoda; Malacostraca; Decapoda; Cambaridae
Gene: Mekk1
Product: mitogen-activated protein kinase kinase kinase 4
Biological process (GO): MAPK cascade; protein phosphorylation
Molecular function (GO): ATP binding; protein kinase activity
Source: RefSeq, a predicted model, not a curated record